Molecule: messenger RNA, 761 nt
Organism: Microbotryum saponariae
Lineage: Eukaryota; Fungi; Basidiomycota; Microbotryomycetes; Microbotryales; Microbotryaceae
Source: the annotation of a GenBank genome assembly
AUGGCGAUGCUUCACGAGUCGAGCACUUCUGGUCGAGCAGGAGCAGGAGUAGUGUCGUCGACCCCCGUGCUUGGCGGACCGCCGAGCUCAAAACGAGCCCGAACCGACUCGACUCCGACUCCGACGACGGCAUCCUCGGCCGACUUUGGACAUCACCACGGAGGCGCUCUGGGCUCGGGCACGACGGCGCCUUCGGUUCGAUACGGGUACGACGACCACCAACCUACCCAGCACAUGUCACACCGCCAACCACCUGACAAUCGCGUGUCUUCUUCUUCCCUUUCCUCCUUCAACUUGACGCGGACCUGCUUCACCAGCAGCAGCGACAGAUCGUCAUGCACGGCGCCGGCGCGACCACGGCCAGUGAUGCUUCUGCGACUGGCGCGCAUAUGGGCCGCCGUUUGGGCAACAAAUGGAUCUGCGCGCCCGGGGCCAUUUGCGCGUUACGACUCGUUUGUGCGCGCGCCGAAAAUCGUGCAAUUGCGCGCCAUUGGGCCUUCAUACGCGCGUCAUUCACAGCUUUGCAUCCCUUGGACGCACUUUUGGUCUCUAACGCGCUCUGAAUCCGUCGGAGUUGCGCGCUUUUCAGGAAAAACAUCUGUUUCUGGCCCCUAUUGGCGGUCCACGCGCGUUUCGCUCGCUGUUAGACUCGCUCGCCCCACCGUAUCCGCGCACGGAGGGGGUAUUACACGCGCUCCAGCGCACUCAUGCGCGCGCAAUCUACUCAAUCUGCGCGCUUUUUGGCAUUUUUCCAAAAAUAA